AUGAUCGAUACCUCCGGUGGCUCGUAUCAGGCGGUCGUAUGCGAAGAGCUGAAGAAGCCUCUGGUUAUGAAAGAUUUAUCUCGUCAGCCAUUGCAAAAUAGCGAGGUGAGAAUAAAAGUCGAAUAUUGUGGCAUCAAUUAUGCAGAUAUUCUAAAAUCGAUGGGACUAUAUCAAGAACGUCCUGAACUACCUUUUGUUCCAGGAUGUGAACCUGCAGGAACUAUCAUAGAAGUUGGACGAGAUGUAACCGGAUAUCAAAUCGGAGAUAGGGUUAUCGCUCCGAUGCACUUAGGAGGAUAUGCGGACGAGUGUGUUAACUAUACUAAGUCGGUAUGGAAAUUACCCGAUAACGUCAGCUUACAAGAUGCAACCGCAGGCUUAGUGUCAUAUGGAACUGCUCAUAUGGCAUUAAUAGCUAAAGCUAGUACUCAAAUAGGGUAUAGAUCGUAUAGUGUAUUCCUUUUAUUGUACUAUUAUUAUAAAUACUAA
This is a messenger RNA of Trichoplax adhaerens, 489 nucleotides long. RefSeq lists its product as uncharacterized. Gene Ontology annotation, cellular component: mitochondrion. The transcript has 5 exons. The record is from RefSeq and is a predicted model, not a curated record. The coding region runs from base 1 to 489 and encodes 162 amino acids. Lineage: Eukaryota; Metazoa; Placozoa; Uniplacotomia; Trichoplacea; Trichoplacidae. Gene Ontology annotation, molecular function: oxidoreductase activity.